AAGUUGUAGUUAAUAAAAAAGAUAAAAUGCUUUCUAAACUAGAAGAAGAAAAAGCAUCAAUAAAUAACAAAAGAGAUUUUAAAGAAAGGGUAAAAGAAGACGAAGUAGAAAAAUAUCUCCAGCAAAUAGUUAAACUUAUUAUCGAUAUUGAAGAAACCAAGGAAUUCUUAGAUAAAGUUUUAGCAAUUGCUGGGUUGCAAGCACAGCAGAUUGAUGCAGAACUAGACAAAAAAAAUAAUUCCGAAGAAGUAAUUGGUUUUCGCAAUUCAGUGUUUAAAAGAAUUGUAGAAAAAGGGAUAGAUUAUGAAAUUGCCCGUGAGAAUCCACUAGUUCCUUACAGUGAUUUAACUGGCGACCCAAAAGAAGAUAUUUCGCAGAUAGUUAAUGAGCAGGAUAAAUUAAAUGCCUUAAAAGUAGUUCUGAAAGAAAUUAAAGAAAAGCGUCAAGUAAUCAUUGCCGAAAACAUUCUCCAAGAAAUUAUUGAUAAGUUAACUCCUAGUGAAGAUC
Racocetra persica is the source of this 507-nucleotide messenger RNA. The record is from the annotation of a GenBank genome assembly. NCBI's taxonomy places the organism in Eukaryota, Fungi, Glomeromycota, Glomeromycetes, Diversisporales, Gigasporaceae.